Molecule: messenger RNA, 1919 nt
Organism: Phacochoerus africanus (Common warthog)
Lineage: Eukaryota; Metazoa; Chordata; Mammalia; Artiodactyla; Suidae
Gene: PGAM5
Product: PGAM family member 5, mitochondrial serine/threonine protein phosphatase
Exons: 6
Coding region: 251-1120 (289 amino acids)
Biological process (GO): positive regulation of mitochondrial fission
Cellular component (GO): mitochondrion
Source: RefSeq, a predicted model, not a curated record
GCCACCCGAAGUCGGGAACGGCGGGCACCCGGGGCCUGCAGCACUAGACCGAGAGGAGAAUUAGAGAAUCACCGCCCACCGUGGGGGCUGCAUCUUGGAUGCCGGAAGUCGUCCGCUGCCCGGUUGGGCGUUCCCGGCGACCCCCGCGCAACCCGCCGGCCGGAAGCGCACGCCUGACGAAGCGUGUCCCUCACGGGGUGCCGUCCGCGCCCGUGAGCGCCUGCGCGGGGUUGGCGCGGGUCUGGCCGGCAUGGCGUUCCGGCAGGCGCUGCAGCUGGCGGCCUGCGGCCUGGCUGGGGGCUCGGCUGCGGUCCUUUUCUCCGCAGUGGCGGUGGGGAAGCCCCGCGCGGGCGGGGACGCGGAGCCGCGCGUGGUCGAGCCGCCGGCGUGGGCGGGGGCCGCGCGCCCCGGGCCCGGCGUCUGGGACCCCAACUGGGACAGGCGAGAACCUCUGUCCCUGGUCAAUCUGCGGAAGAGGAACCUUGAACCCGGAGAAGAAGAGCUGGCGUCCAGGCUGGACCACUACAAAGCCAAGGCUACUAGGCACAUCUUCCUCAUCAGGCACUCCCAGUACCAUGUGGACGCCUCCCUGGAGAAGGACCGCACGCUGACUCCCCUGGGUCGUGAGCAGGCUGAGCUAACUGGUCUCCGACUUGCAAGCUUGGGGUUGAAAUUUAAUAAAAUCGUCCAUUCCUCCAUGACCCGUGCCAUAGAAACCACUGACAUCAUCAGCAAACACCUGCCAGGCGUCUGCAGGGUCAGCACAGACCUGCUCAGGGAGGGCGCCCCCAUCGAGCCUGAUCCCCCAGUGUCUCACUGGAAGCCAGAGGCUGUGCAGUAUUACGAAGAUGGCGCGAGGAUCGAGGCUGCCUUCCGGAACUACAUCCACCGGGCUGAUGCCAAGCAGCAGGAGGACAGUUAUGAGAUCUUCAUCUGCCACGCCAAUGUCAUCCGUUACAUCGUGUGCCGGGCGCUGCAGUUCCCCCCAGAAGGCUGGCUCCGUCUUUCCCUCAACAACGGCAGCAUCACCCACCUGGUGGUCCGGCCAGAUGGCCGCGUGGCGCUCAGGGCCCUCGGGGACACAGGGUUCAUGCCUCCUGACAAGAUCUCCCGCUCCUGAGGGCGGCCCCCAGGCCCUGCUCUUCUCCACAGCCCCUGCCUGGCCCGGGAACACAGGCUUCUCCGGGUCUUCCCUCUAGGGUGAGGCCUCGGCAGGCGGGAGUGGCCAUUGAGGGGGCAAGCUGGCAAGCUCCUGGCCAGGGCGGAAAAGGGAAACACUCAGAGUGUUUCUGCCUGGCUCUCGCCUACCAGCAUGAGGCUGUGGGGCUUAGGGAGGCCGGUUUGAGGGACUGGACGAGGCUGGCAGAUGCCAAGAGUCCUGGCCCUCUGGCCCCUUUGCAGGUCCUCCGCCAGGCAGGAGGAGGGCACCAGUGCUUCCGUUCUUAACUUAUUUUGCUUCAUAUGUUUUCACUUCUUAAAAUUCUUUUGUCACUGAAGUAUUUGUCAAAUAAAGAUUUUCCUCGUCUGGGUUCUUUGAAAACCAACUUCUCACUCCAUAGUUCCACACCCUGAUGCUUUUGGAUGUGAAACUCACCUGUGUCACCAGGCCUGUUUCGACACACAGGAGCACCCCAGCAGGUGACAGCAACCGUAGGUCUCAUAGGAGGGGCCAGGUAGUCGCACUGAGAGGUCCAGCUGAUGGUUUAAUCUUCGUUGGCCUCUGGCUGUUACUCUCUUAGGCUUAUGGAUUAAAAUGUUUAGAUACAAUGUGUCUGUCCAGAUUUGUUAAUUUAGGAAAAACUAUAAUUUCUAUGAAGUGGUUAUGAACAUUUUCUGCAAUCAGUGAAACUAAUUGGGAUGUCUGAUCCAUCUCUGUCAACUUUGGAAGUAACUACAAAAUAAAAUUUUAUUUUACUGUU